Carassius gibelio (silver crucian carp) is the source of this 3297-nucleotide messenger RNA. Its product is annotated as von Willebrand factor A domain-containing protein 7. Lineage: Eukaryota; Metazoa; Chordata; Actinopteri; Cypriniformes; Cyprinidae. The transcript is spliced from 17 exons. Bases 297 to 3071 code for a protein of 924 amino acids. The record is from RefSeq and is a predicted model, not a curated record.
GCUGUAGCUGUAUCAAAUCCAUUUUGGAUGUUUCACAUUUUCAAAGUUAAUGUAGGUUAGGAAUGAUUCAUAAUUUUGUGGAUGUGUGAGAUGUGACUAUUUUAAAGGCAGCCAUCUUUUAAUAAUGUAACUCCUCCACCGGGGUUAAUCAUUUGCUGAGGUCUGAUUGCAUGACGUCUUCUGAACACUGUGAGAUAAGGUAUACGUAUAUAUACACUUGUCAUCAGAAACUAACAAUGACCAAAAAUUAAGGGGAGAUUCAGGAGGAACAGAAGCAGAUUGAAAACAGAUAGAAGAUGAUCAUGAAGUCAUUAGUGCCUGUCGUGGCCCUGAUUGCACUAGUGGUGUCCGGAGUGCAGGCAUUUAUUUCAGUUGGGGGUACCAGAAACACCCAUGUAUCCAUUACUGGCAGUGCUGUAAUGGAGAAGAUCCGUGAGGUGUGUGAAGCAGUGGCUGAAUCAGAAGGAAGAGAUUUCAAGCCAACGGGCUCAUCAGCGGAGGAGCUGCUGCGUGCAUGUCUGGGCACGGCCACAGGAGAUGUUUCAGGUGCUAAGUUCCGUACAGCACUAAAUCAGAUCUACACACAGAAUGGCAUUGUGGACCGGGACUUCAUGAGCAGCGCAGCACACCACUUCAAUAAUGAGGCCUUUAAUGAGGGACGCAACCUUAUCAUUCAGGGGACUGCGGCUAUUAAAGCGAACGUCCGCACAGACAACCUUCAGUCUGCCCGAGAAACACUAGGACGAGUGUGUCACACACUGCAGGACUUUUACAGCCACAGUAACUGGGUUGAAUUGGGUAACAAAAGUCCAUAUGCCAACCUCAUCAGACCGGAUCUCAAGAUUGAGAAGAUUGCAGACAUUGCGAUGCCAACAUGCAGUGACUGUGCCAGUGGUACCUGUCCAAACCAGCUGCUUCCUGCUAUUCUCAAUGGGAAGUACCUCACUUCAGGAUAUAUGGGCUUGUUCUCCAGUGACAAACCUCAAGGAAAAUGUAGCCAUGGUGGGCAGACUGACCUCAGCAGUACCCAGAAUCCUCGAGGCGGGAUCAGUAAAGAUGAGCCCCGUUCCCAUAAUACUGAUCUACACACUAAUGCUGCAAACUUGGCAGCUGAAGCAACCCUGGAGCUGCUAGAGGAUAUCCGUGGAGCUAUAGGAAACAAGGAGUACCUUCGUAUGAUGGGUAUUGCGCGAACUGCAGUCCUGGCUUUUGUGAUUGACACCACAGGCAGUAUGUCAGAUGACAUUGCAGAAGCUAAAAGAGUCGCCUUCAACAUCAUUGACAGUAAGAAAGGGACUCAAGAUGAACCAUCUGAAUAUAUUCUGGUGCAAUUUAAUGAUCCAGAUUUUGGACCAUUAAUAAGAACAACAGACUCAGAUGUGAUGAAGUCAGAGAUCUCCAAGCUCAGCGCUAAUGGAGGAGGAGAUAUCCCAGAAAUGUGCCUGUCAGCACUUCAGUUGGCCCUGACAGGAGCUCCUUCCUCCUCCUAUAUAUAUGUGUUCACGGAUGCUCCACCUAAGGAUACAUACCUGGAGAAAACUAUCAAAGCCCUCAUUCACAGCACCAAGUCUGCGGUAUCUUUCUUCAUGACAGCAUCAAAGAGGAGGCGAAGGACCCUGAGGGCAUCGUCACAGUUUAAGAUGUAUUAUGACAUGGCCUUGUCCUCUGGGGGUCAAGCCAUCGAGGUCUCCAAAUCCAGCCUCUCUCAAGCCACUGACAUCAUUGUUGACACCUCUACUUCAGCUUUGGUGACAAUUCUUCAGCGCUCCAGGGAUCCAGGACUUGUAGAGAGUUUCCCCUUCCUACUGGAUAAGUCUUUGUCCAACACUACCAUCUACAUCACAGGAAGUAGCCUCACAUUCAACCUACGCAGCCCCACAGGUGUGACUCAGUCUAACACUGUUGACAAUGGACCUCUGGGCACAAUUAAGAAAGUGGGAAACCUGCAAAGAAUCCAAUUAAAUGGAACUGAGAUUGGCCUGUGGCACAUUGACAUGACAACAACUCAGCCCUACACCAUUAAAGUGAUGGGUCAGAGUGCGAUUACAUUCAUCUAUGUAUUUGUGGAGGAAUUCAAAGGACCCCAUCCUGCAUUUGCUGCCAUUGAUGGGCGGCCGUCAGCAGGCUCACCGGCUAAGAUGCUGCUAACACUGACUGGAGAGAAAGGUCCAGAGGCUCUAGAGCUGCAGGAGGUUGCUCUCAUGGAGGUGUCUGGGGUAAAAGUUUCUAAUGGAACCAUUGAGAAAAUGGAUGGUGGAGAUUACCUUAUUACUGUGAAAGAAGUGCCAGAAGGAGAGUUUGUGGUGUUGCUGAAGGGAAAAGACAAGACCUCCUCCAGUCUGUACCAGAGGCAGACCACCACACAGAUGUCUCAGUCUAAAGUCACAAUAAAGGCAAUUGCAGACAGUUCCAUGCUGCCAGGAGAAGUAUUUAAAAUAAAUUUUACUGUUACAACCAAUGGAACCAGUGGUACCUACACAAUUCGUGCAAGGAAUGACAAAAACAUCCCUAUGACACAUCCAUCAACUCUCAAUCUCGUGAGUGGCGGCAGUGCUCAGGGGACAUUGUCUGUCACUCCACCUGGUGAUAUGGUCUCAGGCACAGAUGUUACGCUAACCAUCGAGGCAGAAGGCCCUGGAGGAAGUGAUUCUAACUAUGUCGUCCUUCGCCUCUCUGUUCUCUCAAAGGUUACCGACUUUUCACCUCCAAAAUGUGAAGUUGUCAAUGUACAGGGUACUUGCUACUCCUCCUCUUGCAGCUCAUCAAACUGGGAACUGUCUGUCAACAUCACAGAUGGUAAUGGCACAGGCAUCGAGAGCAUUUCCAUCCAGCAAGGCAGUGGAAACUUCACCCAGAGUAAAGUGGAAGAUGGUGUGAUUGUGUUUAUGGGUCUGUAUGAGGCCUCAUGUUGUUCACCUUCUGUGACUUUGUCUGCAGUUGACAAGGUAGGGAAUGUGGGCAGGUGCAGCUACACCAUCAAGUCCAGCGCAGGCUCGUGCCUCAUCAGCAUGUCCUUCCCUCUGUGGGCAUCUCUGCUUUUAUAUUGUUUUCUACAUGACACUUUCCCUUAGUAAUGAAAUUAGUAUUAAUUGGUAGUAUUAAAUGGUAUUUCCAGAUAUGCAGGACUACCAAUGAAGAACUAUGCUGUGUAUACAGACCAUACAAACCUCAAAAGAUAGAUUAGAGUUUUGUGUGAGUUCAUAUGACAGGCAGAAAUAUAACUCAUUUUUUAUUAACAUGAAUCUAACAGAAAUGAAUGUUGCAAAAAUGUAAAAAUAAAUGCUUUCUAAUCAACAA